AGACCAGCCCGAUUCAUAAGGUGAUAGGUAUCGGUGGCAGAAUGCCGCGAAGUAACGUGGCGGGUCCCGCCCAUGAGGUACGGCUGAUGCCGGCUGAACCGGUAUAACUCCUACCCCGAUUGCGGUAUUGCAGUCCCCUCUAACCGGUUGCUGCCGGUACGGGCAGCGGUUUUAAGAGCGGGCAAUGAGAAAUUUCGAUGAAGACGAGCCACCGCAUCGGUUAACCCUCCGGCCGUCGCGUCUCUUUCUCUAUAAUGAGAGUGAAAGAAACCACUAAGCUUUGGAGUUUUCACUGAUUAGCAUCUCUUUCCUUUGUAUUGCAUUGUAUCUGUUUGUAGAAAUUCCUCUGAGAGUGGAAGAUGGAUAUCUACGAAUCAACGAAGGUUGUGUUGGCGAGAAUUCAGAGCUUGGAGUCGGAUCAUGCAUCUAAGAUCAUUGGUUACCUGCUUCUACAGGAGCAUGGAGAUCGAGAAAUGAUUCGUCUGGCUUUUGGCCCCGACACCGCCAUCCGAUCACUCAUUAGCAGAGCCAAAGCCGAACUUGGGUUGUCGCCUUCAUCUUCGUCAUUGCUGCAUCCAUUGCAUCAGCAUCAUCAGCAGCAGCCGUUCCAAUUUUCGGAUGUGCCGUACCAAUUCUCGCCUUACUGCCCGGAAGCAGCGUCAAGGUUCCUGUUGCCUCACUGUGAUUCCUUGUAUCCUCCACAGCAGGACCCACAUAGCUUUUUCAAUCAGGCUGUCCAACAACAAGAUGGCCCACCACCACCACUGCUGCAGCAGCAGCAGCAACCUCAAUUGAUUGGUCUGGAGGACCCAUACGCAGUUGGAUCGGGUGGGGAGUACUUGGGCUUGAGAUUGACUGGGAGAGUAUCAUCGCCUCCUUCCAUGGUUGAUGUCCCUGCCAGGCAAUGCAACUACUUUGCAAAAGGAUACUGUAGGCACGGGACCGGCUGCAGGUUCCUGCACGGCGCCCGCCAGCCAAAUGGCCUCCCUUUGAGCCCCACCUCUGAGAUGGUAACAUCAGCAGCUGUCGAUGAUGAGGAGCAUCAAAUUUCGUCCAGCACGCUAGAGAGGCUAGAGAGUGAGCUUUUAGAGCUCCUCCGUGCCAAGAGGACUCCCGUCUCUAUUGCUUCUCUGCCCCAGCUUUACUUUGAUAGAUUUGGGAGGACUCUGCAGGCAGACGGUUACCUUACUGAAAGCCAGCGCCACGGCAAGGCUGGUUACAGCCUCACUAAAUUGCUGGCCCGCUUGAAGAACACCAUCCGUGUCAUCGAUAGCAGGCCUCACGGACAGCAUGCAGUGGUUCCAGCAGAGGAUGCGCCAAGGUUCACCAUGUACAGAAGCCAGCACCCGAAUGGAACAGUGUCGGCAGCUGGUUCUCGACAAAUUUACCUGACUUUUCCAGCUGAGAGUGCCUUCUCUGAGGAAGACGUUUCAGACUAUUUCAAGACUUAUGGGCUGGUACAGGAUGUGAGGAUCCCAUGUCAACAGAGGCGCAUGUUUGGAUUCGUGACGUUCGUCCAUGCUGAGACUGUAAAGAUGAUACUUGCCAAGGGCAAUCCUCACUAUGUCUGUGGCGCCCGUGUGUUGGUUAAACCUUAUAGAGAGAAAGGCAAGCUUGGGGACAGAAAGUAUGUGGAGAAAAUGGAGCCGCCGCUUUAUUCGCCUCAAUUUAUAGGCCAUGAAGAUGAGCUUCAUGCAGAGGCUCAUGAUCAAGCUGUUGAGCUUGAGAGACGACGUCUCUUCGAACUCCAACUGUUGUCGAAGGCACUGAACCAUCAGAAGUUUCAAAAUCGUUGCAUGAACCCUCACCCUUCAGAAGAUGACACGAAACUAAUGAAAGGUGAUCUCUAUUGCUUCCCUUCAGCGGAACAUUUUGGCUAUUUGCUUGAGGUCCUUAACAGUGACACCGUGCAAGAUGAGAAAAUUAAGAACGAAACCAAUAACUUCAAUGAUCAGGAAAGCCAAGCUUAUAACCUCCCUGAGAGUCCCUUCGCAUCUCCAAUUUCUGCAAGUAGCAUUUCAAUGGCCUCGUGAAAUGAAACUGAUGGACAAAGCAGUUGAGAUAAUCGUAUUUACAUGUGCAGAUAAUCACAACAAUAGUACAUAACUCAAAUCGGUUUUCCUCCAUUAACAAAGUUCGGAGAUCUCAAACUGAUGCAUUCCACUGACCUAAAGGCGUUGAAAGCCUGUUUUUGCUGUCCUUCCAUGCCCGGAGCAAGCCAAGGCAGCUAAUCCUUUUUUAUCUUCUUUUUUCUUUUCUUUUCUUUCUUUUUUUUUUUUUUUCUUUUUUUUUU
Messenger RNA from Magnolia sinica, 2293 nucleotides. RefSeq names its product zinc finger CCCH domain-containing protein 18-like. The transcript has 7 exons. Gene Ontology annotation, molecular function: metal ion binding; RNA binding. Lineage: Eukaryota; Viridiplantae; Streptophyta; Magnoliopsida; Magnoliales; Magnoliaceae. The coding region runs from base 360 to 2033 and encodes 557 amino acids. The record is from RefSeq and is a predicted model, not a curated record.